AUGGCAGCACUCUUCCUCUCCAACCCCGCUCUCCAGCAGACGCUGGCCGAGCUCAGCAAGACAGCGCAACCCAGCUCCGUCGCCGACGUCGCGGCCCUGGGCGUCUUCGUGCUGGGCUCGGCGGGUUACCUGCUCAAGGACUACACGUGGGACAAGCCCGACCCGCACCGGCACGUGUGGUACGAGCGGCCGCAGCUGAAGCACAACGACGCCAGCGGCAGCAGCAGCAGCGCGCGUAAAGAAACGCGCAAUAUCGCGCAGAAGCUGGACGAGGCGGGCAAGGACGUCGUCGUCUUCUGGGGCUCGCAGUCGGGCACGGCCGAGGGUUUUGCCAACCGGCUGGCAAGGGAGUGCCGCGUCCGCUUUGGACUGCAGGCCAUGGCGGCGGACCUGUCGGACUUUGACCCCGAUACUAUCGCCCUCAUCCCUAGGGCUAAGCUGGCCGUCUUCAUCAUGGCGACGUUUGGCGAGGGCGACCCCAGCGACAACGCCCACGCCUUCUGGGACUUCCUGCACAAGCAGCAGCACCCCUCGCUGCCGGACCUGCGCUACGUCGCCUUUGGCCUCGGCAACUCCAGCUACAAGCACUACAACCGCGUCGUUGACGUCGUGGCCGCGGCGCUGGACCGCGCGGGCGCCUCGCCGCUGAUGGGCGUGGCCAAGGCCGACGACGCACACGGCCAGACCGAGGAGGACUUUAUGGCGUGGAAGGAGGAGCUGUUCGGCGUGUUCAAGGCGGAGCUGGGCGUCGAGGAGCACGAGACGGCGUACGAGGCGACGGUGCAGGCCGACGAAGACGAGUCCCUCGCGCCCAUCGACCUGCACCACGGCGAGCCGGUCCAGCACGGCAAGACAGCGCCGGGUACGUCGUCCAUCCGCGCGCUGGCUGUCACGAACCACCGCGAGCUGUUCGCCGCCUCCGACCGCAACUGCAUCCACAUGGAGCUGGACCUGACCGACCACCCACAACUCGUCUACAAGACGGGCGACCACCUCGCCGUGUGGCCCACAAACCCCGACGACGAAGUCACCCGCCUCCUCGCUAUCCUGGGGCGGGCUGACCGCGCCUCCGUCCCCAUCGCUAUCAAGUCCCUCGACGCGACGCAGAAACUCGGCGUCCCCACGCCCACCACCGCCGCCGCCCUCCUCAGCAACUACCUCGAGAUCUGCGCCCCCGUCCCGCGCGCCACGCUGCUGAGCCUCGCGACCUUCGCUCCAUCAGAGGAAGCAAAGGCGUACUUGCUGCACCUCGGCCAAGACCGGACCGCCUACGCCGACUUCACCUCGCGCACGCACCUGACCGUCGGGCGCAUCCUCCAGCUCGCCAGCAACGGGGCGCCCUGGCCCGCCCUCCCGCUCUCCUUCCUCAUCGAGGCGCUCCCCCCCCUCCGGCCCCGCUACUACUCCCUCUCCUCCAGCAGCGUCCUCGCCCCCCGCCACGCAGCCAUCACCGCCCUCGUCGCGAACACUCCCCUCCCGAACAACCCAACCGCGCCCCUCAUCCCCGGCCUGACGACCAGCUACCUGCACGCCCUCACACAAUCCCCCACAAACCCAAAAAUACACGCCCAAAUCCGCCGCUCCCACUUCAAGCUCCCCGCCCUCGGCAGCACCCCCAUCAUCAUGGCUGCAGCCGGCACCGGCAUCGCCCCCUUCCGCGCCUUCGUCGCCGAGCGCGCGCGCCUGCACGCCCUGCGCAAGCCCGUCGCCCGCAUGCUGCUGUUCUUCGGCUGCCGCCACCCGGACCAGGAUUUCCUUUACCGUGACGAGCUGGCGGAGAUGCAGCGCCAGCUCGGCGGAUUGCUCACGGUUGUCACGGCGUUCUCGCGCCGCGGCGACGGCGACGGACCCGGUGCUGGCGGGAGAGUGUACGUCCAAGACCGCAUGCGCGAGCACAGCGCCGAGGUCGCCCGCCUGCUGGCCGACGAGGGCGCGAGUUUCUACAUCUGUGGCCGAGCGAGCAUGGCGCGCGAGGUGGGGAGGGUGGUGGGUCAUGCUAUGGCUGCUGCGAAGGGGUGGGGCGAGGUGGAGACGAGGGAGUGGCAGGAGGGGUUCAAGAGGCGGGGGAAGUGGUUCGAGGAUGUGUGGGGUUAG
Messenger RNA from Aplosporella prunicola CBS 121167, 2094 nucleotides. RefSeq lists its product as uncharacterized. The coding region runs from base 1 to 2094 and encodes 697 amino acids. The transcript has a single exon. The record is from RefSeq and is a predicted model, not a curated record. Gene Ontology annotation, cellular component: cytosol. Gene Ontology annotation, molecular function: NADPH-hemoprotein reductase activity; FMN binding; flavin adenine dinucleotide binding. NCBI's taxonomy places the organism in Eukaryota, Fungi, Ascomycota, Dothideomycetes, Botryosphaeriales, Aplosporellaceae.